Molecule: messenger RNA, 1164 nt
Organism: Galendromus occidentalis (western predatory mite)
Lineage: Eukaryota; Metazoa; Arthropoda; Arachnida; Mesostigmata; Phytoseiidae
Exons: 5
Coding region: 26-895 (289 amino acids)
Molecular function (GO): histone binding
Source: RefSeq, a predicted model, not a curated record
AAUAAGCGAACAGGACGAUCUCGGCAUGACCGACGAGAAGAAGAGGAGUGUGGCCCAGGUGGUUUUCAAAGAGAUCAUCGGUCAGAUCAGAGAACGACGCAUCAAGGAAACGAAGCGAAACAUGGAAUCUCUCGAGAUAGAAAUUACCGAAUCGGACCAUCCAGAUCCCGCACAGGAAGACGUGGAUCUUAAAAAGCGAUUAGAGGAGCAGGCGAUCGAAGGGAAACGGAAAGUUGAAGCUUUGAUCAACAGCUUCGCAGACGGACAAGUCAACGGUGCCGGAACCUCGAGUGGGCACGAUCGAGACACUGAUUCAGCUUCCGCGAAUGGAACUGGAAAUGGCGACACCACGAACUCGGGCGGUCCAGACGGGACAGCGGCCGAGAAGGAGGAGGAUUCGAGCCGAGAAUCGGAAGUGGACGAAAGUUACCUGGACACUGAGUCCUCCGAGAGCGAGAAUAGCGAAGAUGUCGAUUGUGAUGAGAUCAUCCAACGUUACGGUCAAGACAGGGAACGUCCUCGCGUCGAGGUACCAGACCAGUCUGCCGGUCCGUCGAAUGCGACGAAUGGAGAGAUCGUUCCGAACGGAAUCGAGGCGAUGGAGAUAUCCGACCGGGCUUCUGCGGACCCUGAGGCAGCAGGGAUCAAAAGAUCCGCCGACAUCAUUGAGUUGAGCUCCUCAGAUGAGGACGAAGCCGAGGAAUUCGUACGCACCCAAGCGCCGAGGCGGGUCAUCCCGAAGCGACUAACCACUUUGGGAGAACCUUUAGCGAAAAGACACGAGAUCGAAUCGGUGGGAGACAAUGUUGAUGCGGACGUCGAGGAAAGUGCAGGAGAAACGCUUCGGAAAGAGCCCCGCGAGGAAAUCAUCGAGAUAUCCGAUGACGAAACCUAAGUUUCUGCAGUAUCCUAUGGUUCUCAUGAACUCGACUGUCGGUGCCAAAAUCAUGCUCCUGUGUGUUCGGGUUCUUCUCGCUGGUCAAAUGCUGGGGAAUUUCGGAGUCUGAGAGAAAUUCACCGUUUUCUCGCCAUUGAAGUACAAAUAUGAAGGACCUUAUCCCUCUUGGAGCCUCACCAUCACGGCGCCCAGACCCCGGUCGGGAGUCGGGGGACGAUGAUAUUUAUUAACGAGGAUGCAGAACCACGGUCAAAUGCUUCAGAAGC